AUGGAAUGCAAAGUAAAAAGCCCCACACCGCCAGUGGCAAAAUGGUUAAAAGACGGCGUACCACUACAAAUGGGAGGUCUCUACCAUGCCAUUUUCGUCGAUCUUGGUGAUCAGACAUAUUUGUGUCAGCUGGAAAUCAGAGGUCCGUCCGCUUCUGAUGCCGGCCAGUAUCGCUGCAAUCUUCGAAACGACCAAGGUGAGACAAACGCCAAUCUCGCCUUGAACUUCGAGGAGCCCGAUCCAAAUGAGCGGCAGGAAAAGAAGGGACGCCGAUCCCCGUCAGAGAAGAGAAAAGACACAGCAUCGCCUCGCCCCCCGUCCCGGGGCAAUGGCUCUCGACCUGGAAGUCCCAAAAAAGCCCUCAAGUCCCGAGAGGGUACCCCCAAGAGAAGUCUGAAAAGCAGAGAAGGAUCACCUGCCAAGAAGUCGAUGAGGUCCCGAACAUCGACUCCAGUACAAGAAUCCGGAAAUUCUCUCGCACCUGAAGAUGCAGCCACAAAUGGAGACGCGCGCAGGUCCAGUAAGAACAUGGACAAAAUGGAAGUUGAUUCAGCCACUUCUAAACGUAAACCAGAGGGUCUCCCUGUCCCGCCCUCAUCUGAAGAGAAAAAGAUGCGCACAUCGUCUCCAGCCCCACCUUCGUCUGAAGAACAAAAAAGAGCUGCUUCACCGGCACCUCCCGCGUCCGACGAAAAAACGGAGCAAUCGAUCUCUCAGAAACCACCAGUUUCCGAUGAGAAGAAAACACGCGCAAAAUCACCGCUGCCUCCUCCUUCAGAAGAGAAGAAGGCGCGUUCAAAGUCUCCAGUACCGCCAUCUGAUGACAAGAAAAAUGGCAAGUCUCCAGCACCACCUGAACCAUCUUCAAAGAGUGCUCCUGCUCAAAGCAAAAGAGAUAAGUUCACACGACCGCCAAUCGUCAUGGAGGCAAUACGAUCUCAGACUGGCAAACAAGGUGAUACAAUUCAUCUGGAAGUGGAAUGGCAAUGCCAUACCUCGACUGUGAUCGAAUGGUUCAAAGAUGGCAAGAAGUUGACGAUGACGGACGACUAUCAUGCGACAUUCGAUGGCGUUAAAGCUCAUCUAACAGUGAGGAAUUUAACGGAAGACAAGACAGGUCUCUACAAAUGCCAUGCCAUUUGCGAAUACGGAGAAGGACAAAGCAGCGCGAUGGUGAAAAUGGAAGAGCCUGAAGAGGACUUAACAAAAAGACGUUCCAUCGACUUGGAGCAAAAGAAGAAGGAAGCAGAAAAGAAGCAGUCGUCAUUGGGUGUUAAAGAAUCUGACGAAGAAAGUAGCAUUUCCACUUCGCUAGCACCAAAAAGCAAGAGGGCCAAAAGCAAAAGCCCAGCACCAAAGGAACCAGCAUCCAAAUCAGAGUCGGUGGCAUCGGAAUCACUACCGAAGCAAAAGGUGGAAUUCGUGGAUCCUGAUGAGGAGUCUCAGGCGGACGAUAUCCCUUCAUCGGGGCUGACAAUCCCUGAGGAGCGACGACGCGAGUUGCUGGGUGAGACUAGCGAAGACGAGAUUACCGAAUCAAUCUCCGAACUACCUUCGAUUUCUGGACCACGAGUAGGGUUCAAAGGAGUUCCCGAGCGUAAUUCGAAGGACCAUCAGAAUCCGAGCGCAUCCAAAGUCCCACCCAACGUGCAGCAGAUGAGCUCCGAACAAGCGUUGUCCAGCGGUAAGCAUGUGUCUCCAUUCGCACGUCGUCCGCUUACAGAAGACAUGAGCAUGGACAGCGCGAUAUCGGACUCUCUCGAUAGGAGCGACUCGAUGUCAAGUAUCCCGUCAAUAGAUGCCGAUUCCGAAAUUGCGAAGCCGAAGCCGAAAAAGCGCAGAAGCAGUGUGGACAUGCGUCGGGAGUCGGUCCAGGAGAUCAUGAGCAGGGUAGUUACUCCUCUUGUUCCAUCCGGACAGAAGGGCAAACCGCCGAAAAUCAUGGAAGUCCCGGAAAAUGUCACCGUUGUCGAAAACGAAACAGCAGUGCUACAAUGCAGAGUGGAAGGCGAUCCAGUACCAACGAUUCGUUGGUUCAAGGGAAAUCGAGAAAUCUUGAACGGUGGACGAUUCCGACACAUGACUGACGGAGAGACGAACACCGUAUCGCUUGCACUGCUCAAGUGUCGAUCCCAGGAUGAUGGACCUUACACGCUCACCGUUGAGAACGCACACGGAUCGGAUUCGAUCGACGUCAAAUUACUGGUCACAUCAGACAACGGUCUUGAUUUCCGAGCCAUGCUUAAACACAGUGCCAAGAAACGGGCUUCGAAAGGUGGCAAGGAUUUGGACUCAGCCGAUAAGAAGUCCGAAGACGAAAAGCCACCAAUGACAGAAGCGGAAAGGAGGCAGUCACUAUUCCCAGGAAAAAAGGUCGAGAAGUGGGAGCAGCCACUUCAGGACUAUACGGUGCAGCAGCAGGUGGACAAAUUCGCAGAAUGGAAGUGUGUAUAUUCACGACCAAAUGCGAAAAUUCGAUGGUACAAAGACAGGAAGGAAAUUUUCUCUGGAGGUCUCAAAUACAAGAUCGUCAUCGAGAAAGCGGUCUGCACAUUGAUUAUCAACAAUCCUGAGGUUGAUGACUCCGGAAAAUACACUUGUGAAGCGAACGGGCUACCGACCAGCGCCAUACUCACAGUUCUUGAACCUCCAAUGAAGUACUCGUUCCUCAAUCCUUUGCCGAAUACGCAAGAGAUCUACCGAACGAAACAGGCGGUACUUACCUGUAAGGUGAACUCACCACGAGCUCCUCUCGUCUGGUAUCGAGGAGAUAAGCCUAUCGACGUAAAUGACAAGCGAUAUACGAUAGAAAAAGAUGCCGUCGGUCGAUGCACGCUUACUAUCAAAGAAGUGGAGCAAGAUGACCAAGCAGAAUGGACAGCUCACAUCUCGAACGAAGUCUUUAGCAAAGUGCAAGUAUAUGUAGAAGAACCUCGACACACCUUCGUCGUGCCCAUGAAGUCGCAGAAGGUGAACGAGAACGAACCUGCAACACUCGAAACAGAUGUAAACGACAGAGACGCAGACGUGGAGUGGUGGCAUGAUGGGGUGAAGAUCAAAAUCGACGGCCAGAAGUACAAAGAAGAGCGUAUCAGUAGAAAACGACGACUCAUCAUCCAAGCAGCGAAGAUCGAAGAUCACGGAGAAUAUAAAUGCACCACGAAAGACGACAAAACAAUGGCACAGCUAAUCGUUGAACCACUCAACAAGUUCAUAGUGCAGCUGAAGGAUUUGGAAGUGGUCGAGAAGGAAGAUGUGAUUAUGACAUGUCAAACGAAGGACACAAAGACACCAGGAUUGUGGAACCGCAACGGAGCAAAGAUCACGAGUAUGCCUGGUGGUAAAUUCGAAACGUCAUCCCGAAACGGUACACACACUUUGAAGAUCAGUAAGAUCGAGAUGAAUGAGGGCGAGAACUACGAGAUCGACGUUGGUGGUCUCAUCGGCAAGUGUUUCGUCACUGUGCUCGAGGCCGAAAAGCGCCCUGUCAUCAAUUGGAAACCGAAGAAAAUCGAGGCAAAAGCCGGGGAGCCGUGUUCCAUUCCUUUCCAAGUGAAGGGAACAAAACGUGGUGAUCCAAAGGCAACAAUCCUUCGAAAUGGAAAGCCGAUAGAUGACGAAAUGAGGAAACUGGUCGAAGUUGUAUUUAACGGUGAUGUGGCUGAGAUCAUUUUCAAGGAUCCAAAGGUAGCAGAUACCGGCAAAUGGGCCCUGGAGCUGAGUAACUCCGCUGGAGCCGCCGUCGCUCCAUUCGAAUUGUUCGUCAAAGACAAACCAAAACCACCCAAGGGUCCCCUGGAGGUGAAAAACGUCACAGCAGAAGGUCUGGAUUUAAAAUGGGGUGCUCCGGAAGGAGACGAACGUCAACCGGUGAAAGCCUACAUCGUCGAGGUGCAGGAGGGACGAAGUGGGCAAUGGAAGAAGGUGGCGGAGACUAAAGCAACAGAACUAAAGGUCAAAGAUUUGAAAGAGAAUGGCGAAUACAAAUUCCGUGUCAAAGCCGUGAACGAGGUAGGAGAAUCAGAACCUCUCACUGGAGAUACGGUGGUCGCCAAGAACCCUUACAAAGUACCUGGCAAACCGCGAAACAUGGAUGUAGCCGAUAUGGAUAAGGACUACCUUACUCUACAGUGGGAGCCACCUGAGGACGACGGCAAAUCGCCCAUCAUCGAGUAUAUCGUCGAAAGACGAGAGAAAUCCGAGAAAAACUGGAAUGUUGUCGGCACUACCCCUGCCGACGGCAAGGGAGUGCACUACCUUACCGACAAUAAGGUCGUUGAAGGCAAGGAGUACUACUACCGUGUGAAAGCUGUCAACAAAGCUGGUCCUGGCGACCCAUGCGAUCACGGAAAAAGCUUCAAAAUCAAAGCAAAACCAGUUGAGCCGAGCUUCCCCGGUGGAGGCAUUAAAGACUUGCGUCUAAAAGUCGGCGAAACAAUCAAAUACGAUGUGGCCAUCACUGGUGAACCGCUUCCCGACGUGGCAUGGACCGUUGAUGGCAAACCACUGAAAGCCAUUGGACGUGUGAAGAUGAGCACCGAAAGAGGCAAGACGAAAUUGAAGAUCGAAAACGCUGAACGAUCCGACUCCGGACAGUUCACCAUCAUGCUGAAGAACCAAUGCGGCACUGCUGAAAGCACCGCAAAGGUGACGGUAGUGGGACGACCAACCCCGCCUAAAGGACCGCUCGACAUCUCGGACGUCUGCGGUGAUGGAUGCACUCUUGCCUGGAAUCCACCUGAGGAUGACGGCGGUGAUCCUCUCACUGGCUAUGUUAUCGAAGCACAGGACAUGGACAACAAGGGCAAGUACAUCGAGGUUGGUCGUACCGAUGGCAAAACCACACAACUGAAAGUCAAAGGUCUUCGAAAUAAGGGCAACUACAAAUUCCGGGUGAAAGCGGUGAACAACGAAGGUGAAUCCGAACCGUUGACAGCCGACCAGUAUACUUUGAUCAAGGACCCAUGGGAUGAACCAGGAAAACCUGGACGACCAGAGGUCACUGACUACGAUGCGGAUCGAAUUGACUUGGCCUGGACUCCGCCAACAAAAGACGGCGGAGCACCCAUCGAGGGCUACAUUGUUGAGGUUCGCGAUCCAGACACGAAAGAGUGGAAGGAGAUCGCCAAAGUUCCAGACACGAAUGCAUCAAUCAAAGGACUAAAGGAAGGAAAGGAAUACCAGUUCCGAGUAAAGGCUUUCAACAAGGCCGGUCUUGGACACCCCUCUGACGCAUCCGAAAAGCAGCUGGCUAAGCCGAAAUUCAUUCCGGCUUGGUUGAAACACGAUUGCUUGAAGAGCAUCACCGUAAAGGCCGGUCAUUCCGUUCGCUGGGAAGUGAAAAUCGGUGGAGAGCCUGUACCGGAGGUGGUAUGGUCGAAAGAAGACAAGCCGAUUGAGCCAUCACUUAAUCUUAGCAUUGACACAAAGAAAAACGAUCACACCAUUUUGUGCAUUCCAUCAGCAGUCCGUGCCGACAGAGGAGAGUACAGACUGUCCGUGAAAAAUGCAUACGGUCACGAUACAGAAGUAGCUAACUUAACUGUGUUGGAUCGACCGUCGAAACCGAAUGAUGACGAUGGAGGUGAUCCCAUUGAGUAUUAUGAAGUUGAGAAACUGGACACGGACACCGGACGUUGGGUGCCUUGCGCAAAGGUGAAAGACACAAAAGCCCACAUUGAUGGUCUGAAGAAAGGACAGAGCUAUCAGUUCCGAGUGAAGGCAGUGAAUAAAGAGGGCGCAUCGGACCCACUGACUACUGACCAAGCGACCAAAGCGAAAAAUCCUUACGAUGAGCCAGGAAAACCACACACCCCAGAAGUAACAGACUGGGAUGCCGACAGGGUUUCUUUGGAAUGGCAACCACCUGAUUCGGAUGGAGGAGCUCCUAUUACUCAGUACAUCAUUGAGAAGAAAGGAAAACAUGGACGUGAAUGGCAGGAAUGCGGAAAGGUUUCUGGAGACGAAACUACGGCUACGAUUUUGGGUCUCAAGGAAGGGGAAGAGUACCAGUUCCGAGUGACAGCUGUGAACAAAGCUGGUCCUGGAGAAGCCUCAGAUCCAAGCCGAAAAGUCGUGGCCAAGCCGAGAAAUCUGAAACCAUGGAUUGAUCGCGAAAAAAUGAAGACGAUGACAGUGAAAGUGGGACAAGAUGUCAUAUUCGAUGUGCCUGUACGAGGAGAACCUCCUCCAGAGAAGACGUGGAUGUUCGCAGAUAAACCAAUAGACGAUUCCAAGGUUAAGAUUGAUAAUGAAGACUAUAAAACCAAAUUGGUGCUACGAGGUGCAACUCGCGCUAACGCCGGGAAAUUUACGCUCACAGCAAAGAAUGCAAGUGGUAUGGACACUCACAGUGUCGAUGUCAUUGUGCUUGGAAAACCGAGCCCUCCAGAAGGACCUCUGGAAGUCAGCAAUGUGUUUGAGGAUAAAUGUGACCUGGAGUGGAAGCCACCAGUGGAUGACGGCGGACUUCCAAUUGACCACUACGACAUCGAAAGACUAGAUGAAGCUACUGGCCGAUGGGUACCUUGUGGUCGUGCCGAGGGCACCAAAACAACCGUCACUAACCUACAACCGGGACAUCAGUAUAAGUUCCGCGUCCGUGCUGUGAACGGUGAGGGAGAGUCUGAUCCACUGGCGACUGACCAAUCUAUCCUUGCCAAGAAUCCUUACGAAGUUCCUGGUAAAAUGGAAAAGCCCCAGGUCACCGACUGGGAUAAGGAUCACGCUGAUUUGGAAUGGAAACCACCUGCCGACGACGGUGGUGCUCCGAUCGAGGAGUACGUUAUUGAGCAAAAGGAUAAACAUGGAAGAUGGGAACCAGUGAUGACAGUUCCCGCAGGACAAACUACGGCUACCGUUGGAAAUUUGAAAGAGGGCGAAGAGUAUCAGUUCCGAGUCAUUCCUAAAAAUAAGGCUGGCCUUGGUGAACCUUCCGAUCCAACCGACAAAAUCAUCGCCAAAACGCGAUUCUUGGCUCCUCACAUUCACCGAGAGGAUUUGGAGGAUACUACUGUCCGAGUCGGUCAACAGAUCAAAUUUAAUAUCCACAUCGAUGGUGAACCGGCUCCAGCCGUCCGAUGGACAUUCAAUGACAAGAGCAUUGGAGAGAGCAAGGCUCAAAUCGAGAAUGAAGACUAUCUCUCCAGAUUCAACAUUGCUAAGGCAGUACGUAAGCAAAGCGGCAAAUACACCAUCACAGCCACUAAUGAUAGUGGAACUGAUUCGGUGACAAUCACAAUCAAAGUAAAGAGCAAGCCGUCAAAGCCAAAGGGACCGUUGGACGUGAAAGACGUGUUCGAAGAUCGCGCCACCCUCAGUUGGAAGCCGCCUGAGGAUGACGGCGGUGAACCAAUCGAGCAUUACGAGAUCGAAAAGAUGAGCACCAAGGACGGCAUUUGGGUGCCAUGUGGACGAACAGCUGACACUUCGUUUGUCGUUGAUUCCCUCAACAAAGGAGACCAUUACAAAUUCCGCGUCAAAGCCGUUAACAGCGAAGGAGCGUCCGAUCCACUCGAAAGCGACACGGAUAUACUCGCAAAAAAUCCAUUCGAUCGCCCAGACAGGCCCGGAAAGCCUGAACCAACGGACUGGGACAGUGACCACGUUGAUUUGAAAUGGGAUCCACCACUCAAUGAUGGUGGUGCACCGAUUGAAGAGUACCAAAUUGAAAAACGAACUAAAUAUGGAAGAUGGGAGCCAGCGAUCACUGUGCCCGGCGGACAGACCACAGCUACAGUGCCUGACCUGACCGCAAAUGAAGAGUAUGAGUUCCGUGUCAUCGCUGUGAACAAAGGAGGUCCAUCUGACCCCAGUGAUGCCAGCAAGCCAGUCAUCGCCAAACCUCGCAAUCUGGCUCCGAAAAUCGACCGUGAUGCGCUGAAAGAGCUGAAAGUGAAAGCAGGGCAAGCUAUCGGAUGGGAUGUGCCCGUAGAGGGUGAGCCUGUCCCAACUGUAACUUGGAGUUGGCCAGACCAUCGCGAGAUCCGAAACGGAGGCCGAGUGAAACUGGACAAUCCCGAUUACCGCACGAAGCUGCACAUUCGGCAGAUGGAGAGAGGUGACAGUGGAGUAUACACCAUCCGAGCUGUGAAUCCUAACGGAGAAGACGAAGCUGUUGUCACAGUCACUGUCAUAGACAAACCAUCACCUCCAAAUGGACCCCUGGAUGUGCACGACGUUUAUGCUGACCACUGCACACUCGACUGGAAACCACCAGAUGAUGACGGAGGAAUACCUAUCGAAAAUUACGUAAUCGAGAAGCUCGACACAGCCACUGGUCGAUGGGUUCCGGCUGCGAAAGUGCCCGGAAAUCAAACAACAGCUGUUGUUGAUGGACUUAUUCCUGGACACGAAUAUAAGUUCCGUGUGGCGGCAGUGAAUGCCGAAGGAGAGUCUGAUCCUUUGGAGACAUUUGGGUCGACUCUUGCCAAAGAUCCGUUCGACAAACCUGGAAAGACCACUCCUCCAGAAGUCACAGACUGGGAUAAGGACCACGCGGAUCUGAAGUGGAAUCCGCCUAUAAACGAUGGUGGCGCUCCAAUCGAAGGCUAUAUCAUUGAAAUGAAAGAGAAGCACUCUCCGUUCUGGACCGAAGCACUGCAGGUUCCUGGGGACAAGACUACUGCGACUGUACCAAACCUCAAAGAGGGCAAUGAAUACGAGUUCAGAAUCCGCGCCAAGAACAAGGCUGGCACUGGAGAUCCAUCGGAUCCUUCUCAAACGAUCAUUGCAAAGUCUAGAAACGUUCCCCCGAAAAUCGACCGCAGUGCUUUGACAGAGAUCAAGGUACGAGCCGGAAACGAAAUUCACCUGAACGUUCCCGUCUCCGGUGAACCACCACCAGAGGUCACCUGGUCAUUUGCGGAUAAACCGCUGGAAUCAGAUGAUCAUAUCAAAAUCGACAAUGAAGACUACAAGACGAAAUUCCUCGUGAAAAGAGCUUUACGCUCUGACACGGGAACCUACGUGAUCACUGCAACAAACGUGAAUGGCACGGACACAGCUGAGCUCAAAGUGACCGUGUUGGAUCACCCUGGAGAACCACGAGGGCCACUCGAUAUUAGCAAUGUCACUAAAGAGGGUUGUGACUUGGCCUGGAAAGAACCAGAUGAUGACGGAGGAGCAGAAAUCGAUCACUACGUUAUUGAAAAACAAGACGCCAAUACAGGCAGAUGGACUGCUUGUGGUGAGAGCAAGGACACUAAAUUCCAUGUUGAUGAUCUUGUCCAAGGCCAUGAGUAUAAGUUCCGAGUGAAGGCAGUGAAUCGCUACGGCGACUCAGACCCAUUGGAAGCAGCCAAAUCCAUAAUCGCAAAGGAUCCUUUCGAUUGCGCCGAUGCGCCAGGAAUUCCAGAGAUCGUCGACUGGGACAAGGACCACGCAGAUCUGCAAUGGACACCUCCACUCGACGACGGAGGUGCUCCUGUAGAAGAGUAUCUCAUAGAAAUGAAGGCCGGCAACGGUGAAUGGUUGCCUGCCAAGAAAGUCCCAGCUGAUCAACUCACCACCACCGUCGACAAUUUGAAGCCAGGUCAGACAUAUCAGUUCCGAGUGAAAGCCUUGAACAAAGCGGGAGAAUCUCGACCGUCUGAUCCCAGCAAGGCAAUGAUUGCUAAGCCAAGAAAUCUGCCGCCAAAGAUCGAUCGUGACAUGUUCAACGAUCUUCGCAUCAAAGCUGGUCAGUCGAUCAGCUUUGACGUGAAUGUGGAAGGAGAGCCAGCGCCAAAGAUUGAGUGGUUCCUGAACGGAACACCGAUUCAAUCACUUGGUAAAACGAAGAUUGAUAACUCCAACGAUAACAAUACCAAGUUGGACACCAAGGAUGCAGCGAGGGCCGACAGUGGCAAAUACAAAAUCGUGGCUACAAAUGAAAAUGGACGCGAUGAAGCUGAGGUCAACGUAAAUGUUCUUGAUAUCCCCGGAACUCCUGAAGGACCACUGACUGUCAAGGACAUCACAAAGGAUUCGUGUACGUUGAAAUGGCACCCACCAGAGGACGACGGUGGCUCUCCAAUCACCAACUAUAUUGUUGAGAAACAAGAAGACGACGGUCGAUGGGUACCGUGCGGAGAAACGGCUGAUACAAACCUGAAAGUUGGAAAAUUGAACGAGGGCCACGAAUACAAAUUCCGCGUGAAAGCACCCCUCUCCAGACCGACCAUGCCAUUGUGGCCAAGAAUCCAUUCGAUGAGCCUGGAUGCCCCCACAGACGUUACUCCUGUUGACUGGGAUAAGGAUCAUGUGGAUCUUGAAUGGAAGGCUCCUGAGAACACUGGAGGAGCUCCUAUCGAGCAAUAUAUCGUUGAAAAGAAGGACAAAUACGGUGACUGGGUACCAUGCGCGACUGUGGAUGGCAAAACCACGAAAGCAACAGCUAGCAACCUGGUUGCUGGCGAAAGCUAUCAAUUCCGCGUGAAAGCCGUGAACAAAGCCGGACCAGGCAAACCUUCUGAACCGACGGAUAAUAUCAUCGCGAAGCCGAGGAAAAUGGCACCGAAGAUCAACCUGGCAGGCCUGCUCGAUCUACGCAUCAAAGCCGGCACCCCGUUGAAACUGGAAGUGAUGUUUGAAGGAGAGCCAGCACCAGCAGCGAUCUGGCGCGCCAAUGACACUGUACUCAAUGACCUUCCACGGGCCGAAGUUACAACCACGCCCACUUCAUCCGAACUGCAGAUUUUCUCCAGUGUCAGAGGUGAUACAGGGGUGUACACAGUUUCUGUAGAGAACGAACAUGGCAAAGAUAAAGCGCAGUGCAACGUCACGGUGUUAGACGUGCCCAGUCCUCCAGAAGGACCUCUGAAGGUGAACGAAAUCCACAAAGAAGGAUGUACGCUGCACUGGAAGCCACCACUUGAUAAUGGAGGCUCGGAGAUUCUUCAUUAUCGCGUUGAAAAAAUGGAUACCUCACGUGGAUCAUGGCAAGAGGUCGGCGAAUUCCCUGAUUGCACGGCCAAAGUGGGAAAACUGAUACAUAUGAAAGAGUACCAGUUCCGAGUGGUGGAUUGGGACAAAGAUCGUAUUGACAUUCAAUGGAAGCCUCCAGCGAACAACGGAGGAAGCCCAGUGAAAUCCUAUAUCGUUGAGAAAAAGGAGAAAGGCAGUGCGAUUUGGAACGAGGCGGGCAAGACAUCCGGCACAAAGUUCUCAGCCAACAACCUCAAACCUGGUGUUGAAUAUGAGUUCCGUGUCAUUGCUGUCAAUGAAGCCGGUCCCUCGGAUCCUUCAGAUCCAACUGACCCGCAGAUCACCAAGCCCAGAUACUUGAAACCGAAAAUCCUCACGCAGACUCGAAAGAUCAAGAUCAAAGCUGGUCACACCCACACGAUGGAGGUGGAGUUCGAUGGAGCACCAGAUCCGACACCGACUUGGACGUUCAAAGAAGGACAAGCGCUGCCGUCAGAACUGUUGAUCGAGUCAAAACCUGGUGUCGCCUCCAUCUUCUUCCCAGGUGCUAAACGAUCUGACAGCGGACCGUUCACAUUGAAGGUGAAGAACGAAGUAGGCGAAGACGAAGGAGUGUUUGAGGUUAUUGUGCAAGACCGCCCAGCGACUCCUGUAGGACCCCUCGAAGUGUCCAAUGUGACCAAAGACAGUUGUGUUAUUAGCUGGAACCCACCAGAGGACGACGGUGGAGCUGAGAUCACCAAUUAUGUGGUGGAGAAGCGCGACACGAAGACCAACACUUGGGUUCCUGUGUCGGCGUUUGUUACUGGAACAAGAUGCACGGUGCCCAAACUGGUUGAGGGCCAUGAAUACGAAUUGAGAGUGAUGGCUGAAAAUGCCUUUGGACGCUCAGAUCCCCUGAACACUACCGAACCAGUACUCGCUAAGGAUCCAUUCGGAGCGCCCGGAAAACCUGGCAAGCCUGAAAUCGUCGACACUGACAAUGACCAUAUCGACAUCAAAUGGGAUCCACCUCGUGACAACGGUGGUUCUCCCAUCGAUCAUUACGACGUCGAAAGGAAGGAUGUGAAGACCGGGCGAUGGGUCAAGCAUUCUCGGACGCUCGCGUGCAAAAAAGACCAUACCUACGAGUACCGAGUAGUGGCAGUGAACAAGAGCGGACCGGGCGAGCCGUCAGAUCCAUCGGCUGCCGCAACAGCAAAACCAAUGUUCGAGGCGCCAGGAUUUGAUAUGGAUAUCGAUGGAAAAGAGUUCCGUGUUAAAGCCGGUGAUCCACUGGAUAUUAUCAUUCCUAUGCACGGAUCACCCAAGCCUGAAGUGAAAUGGAUCAAGGAUGGCAAGGAGAUCCCAGGAGUCGAAACCACUGAAAGUCAGACGCACCUCCUUAUCCCCUCGUCGAGACGAAGUGACGGUGGUGCAGUGAAAAUCAAAGCGAGUAACAAUCUUGGAGAUGCCGAAGCUAAUAUCAAAAUCACAGUCAUUGACAAACCUGGUGCUCCUGAGAGCCUUGCGUACGAUACCGUGACGAGACACACCUGCACCCUUAAAUGGACGCCUCCGAAAGAUGACGGAAAUUCCGAUAUCACAGGUUACAAGAUUGAGUAUCAAGAGGUGGGAUCACAGUUGUGGGAAAAGAUUCCUGGCACUAUUCCAAACACCUCUUACACAGUUCGUGGACUGGAACACGGUCAGCAGUAUCGAUUCCGUGUUCGUGCCGAAAAUAUGGUCGGCUUAUCAGACUAUGUUACUGGUGCCCCUGUCGUUAUAAAAGACCCAUUCAAUCCACCAGGAGCACCGUCCACUCCGGAUGUAACUGGCUAUGACUCGAACCUCGUGUCAUUAGCCUGGAAUCCACCAAAGGACGAUGGUGGUUCCCCAAUCCUCGGUUACGUUGUUGAACGAUUCGAGAAGAAAGGUGGUGGCGACUGGGCUCCCAUUAAGAUGCCUUUGAUCAAGGGAACAGAAGUGACAAUUCCGAACCUUCAUGAGGGUGAAACCUAUCAGUUCCGAAUCAGAGCAGUGAAUGCUGCUGGUGAAGGAGAAGCCAGUAAUGGAUCCGAUCCAGUCACCUGCCAAGCAUUUGUUGUUCCUCCCGGAGCACCGGAUCAACCAAGAAUCGGAAGCAUCACAAGGAAUUCUGCUGAAGUACUUUGGAGUCGGCCUACAAAAGACGGAGGUGCUCCGAUUGAUGGUUAUUACGUUGAAAAGAAGAAGAUUGGAGAUCCGGAAUGGAGCAGGGUGAACGCAAAGCCGAUAAAGGGAACCUCAUUAGUCGUGGACGGCCUCGGCGAAAAAGAAGAAUAUGAAUUCCGAGUAGUUGCCGUGAACUCAGCCGGUGAAGGCGAGCCUUCAAAACCGUCCGAUCUUGUCGUAAUCCAGGAGCAGCCAGGGCGACCAAUAUUCGAUCUGUCGAACCUUAAGGACAUAACUGUUCGUGCUGGAGAGACCAUUCAAAUAAAGAUCCCUUACUCCGGCGGAAAUCCAAAACCGAUCGUCGACUUGUUUAAUGGAGCGACACCGCUCUUCGAGAAUGACCGCACUGUAAUCGAUGUGAACCCUGAUUCGAUAGUGAUCACGACGACUGACUCGAAGAGAAGCGACGCAGGCCCGUACAAAAUUGUCCUCUCAAACCGAUUGGGCAAGGACAUUGCCAAGCUGAACGUGAACGUGCUCGAUGUUCCCGGCAAGCCCACUGGACCUAUUCGUGCCACUGACAUCCAAGGAGAUGCGAUGACCCUGCAUUGGUCGCCUCCUAAGGACAAUGGAGGUGACGACGUUACCAACUACGUCGUUGAGAAGAGAACUCCAGGCGGAGAAUGGGUCCCCUGUGGACAUCCCGUUGGAACAUCACUUCGAGUCAGAAAUCUCGACAGGAACCAGCCGUACGAAUUCCGCGUUUCAGCAGAAAACCAAUACGGAGUGGGACAACCGCUUGAAACGGACGACGUCAUUGUCGCCAAGGAUCCCUUCAACCCACCCGGAGCUCCUGGACAGCCGGAAGCUGUUGAAACAUCCGAGGAGGCGAUUGUUCUUCAGUGGACGCGUCCGCUGAGUGACGGUGGAGCGCCAAUUCAGGGUUAUGUGAUCGAAAAACGAGAAGUAGGAACCAAGGAAUGGACCAAAGCCGCCUACGGAACAGUACCGGAAACCAAACACAGGGUCACUGGACUCACCCCUAAGAAGGAGUAUGAGUUCCGAGUGUGUGCCACUAAUGCGGCUGGAAAUGGUGACUGGAGCGAAGCCAGCUUCCCAAUUGCCGCCGAGAGUGCGCCCAAAAAGCCAAUCAUCGACCUCGCAAUGCUCACAAGAGACGUUAUCGCUUAUGCUGGAGAAACGGCUAAGAUUCUCGUACCGUACAGUGCAUCCCCCAUGCCACGAAUCUCUUGGACUAAGGGCGAUAUAAAAUUGGAUGAGCGCGAUAAGAGAAACAAGGUGGACAGCAACGACUUCCUUACCGCUAUGACUAUUGACAAAUGCGAGCUCAGCGACAGCGGACUGUAUACUAUCACUCUGGAGAAUUCGAUGGGCAAGGACAGUGCAACGGUUAAGUUACGAGUAGUGGAUCGUCCUUCAGCUCCUGAGGGACCACUUGACAUCACUGACAUUGCUCCAGACUGCUGCACUUUGUCAUGGAAACCGCCAAAGAGCGACGGUGGAUCGCCGAUUACUAACUACAUCGUUGAAAAGCUUUGCUUGAAGGGUGCUGAUCCAAAAUGGGAGAGAGUUUCUUCAUUUGUAAGGAACACGACAUUUAUUGUUCCGCGCCUGCAAGCUGGGGAGCAGUACAAAUUCCGCGUCCGUGCUGAGAAUCAGUUUGGCAUCUCGGAACCACUUGAGAACCCCGACGCCAUCAUCGCCAAAUAUCAGUUCAAUGUACCUUCUCAACCGGAAGCCCCAACUGUUCGUGACAUGGAUUCCACUUGGGCGGAGAUCGAAUGGGAUACACCAGCUAAUGGUGGCUCAAAGAUUCUUGGCUACCAAGUACAGUAUCGUGAGGCGUCGUCUGCCAAAUGGAUCAACGCCAGUUCAGACCUUAUAACACAAAAUUCAAUGAGGAUAAACAACCUCCGCGAAAAUGGAGAAUAUGAAUUCAGAGUUUCGGCAAAGAACGCUGCUGGAUUCUCUAAACCUUCGCCACCUUCGGAGAGAACAAAACUACGAGCGAAAUUCGGACCUCCCGGACCACCAAGUCAGGCGAAUGCUACCUCGAUUGGGCGUAACCACGUAACACUAACUUGGGUAGCACCACUCGAUGAUGGAGGAUCUCCGAUCACAGGAUACAUCGUGGAACAACGCGAACAUGGUAGCACAUUGUGGACUAAAGUUAGCGAUUACAAUAUCCGUGACCCAGAAUUCACUGUACCUGGUUUGAAGGAGUUCCACGACUACGAGUUCCGAAUAAUCGCAAUCAAUAAGCACGGAAAAGGAAUACCUUCGCUGCCAACAGGACCUAUAAAGAUUCAAGAUCUCAACGGUUCUCGACCACAGAUCGUCGUGAAGCCAGCAGAUACUGCAGAGCCAUACAACAGGCGAGCAGUCUUCGUCUGCGAAGCUGUCGGUCGACCUGAACCUGUAUGCCGAUGGAUCAGGAAUGGCCGCGAGCUGCCCGAAAGCAGCCGAUAUCGCUUCGAGGCACAUGACGGCACAUACAAAUUCACAAUCAAAGAAGUUUGGGAUAUCGACGCUGGGGAAUAUACUUGCGAAGUGUCGAACGUAUAUGGAAGCGAUUCUGCUACGGCUAAACUGAUCUCUCCUCCCAUUAUCGAGAAAGAUGUACCUAGCCGAAGACACGAUAUUGGCGAGGGGCGAGAUGUCCGC
Ostertagia ostertagi is the source of this 15723-nucleotide messenger RNA. Lineage: Eukaryota; Metazoa; Nematoda; Chromadorea; Rhabditida; Trichostrongylidae. The record is from the annotation of a GenBank genome assembly.